ACGGGGUGUUGUUGUCUUUUUCCAGGGCUGGUUGUCAAGCUUUUGUCCAGGAGAGAUGGCCGGGAUUAAAGCUCUGAUCAGCCUGUCUUUCGGUGGAGCCGUUGGCCUCAUGUUUCUCAUGCUAGGAUGUGCCCUUCCUGUGUAUGACAAAUAUUGGCCACUAUUCCUCCUUUUCUUCUAUAUCUUGUCUCCCAUCCCAUACUGCAUUUCACGGAGGAUAGUUGAUGACACAGACUCAGCCAGCAAUGCCUGCAAAGAGCUAGCCAUAUUCCUCACGACGGGCAUCGUGAUCUCAGCCUUCGGCCUGCCCAUCGUCUUUGCUAGAGCCCAAGUAAUCGCCUGGGGUGCGUGUGCGCUUGUGCUAACGGGUAACGCAGUCAUCUUCGGUACCAUCCUGGGCUUCUUCCUGGUCUUCGGCUCCAAUGAUGACUUCAGUUGGCAGCAGUGGUAAAAUGGCAUGAGGAGGGGUAGUCUGCGCCGUUUUUAUUAUUAGCGUUCAAUGAUUAUUGUUGUUAUAACUAUUUGGUUCUUGUUAUUUAUAUGGCCGCCCAUCGACAGACACACAAAACCAGUGCAAUACCUGUUUGUUUGUUUUUUUCCUUUCUUUAUAAUUGUCUGCAUCAUGUUGGACUCACACAAGUUGGAUGGAAAAGUUGACUUUCAUUUGGAUUUUUCAUAUGUAUAAUUUAGAUAUUUCCUUUUAAGGCUUCGCUGUUGUGAUUUAUCACUGUCUGCGUACAUUUGGGGUGUUUUAGGGUAAUUAGCAGUGAUCACAAUUGCUUGUUAUAAGUGAAAAUAUCCUUCUUUUUUUUAAAAUCCAACUGAAUGUCAAACAAGACUUGAAUUGACAGGGCCCAGAGCUGCCUGAUCUUUUUCCCUAUUGAGCAAUGUUCUGUGAAAAGAGCUGGGAGUUUUUUCCAGCGGACAUAAUCGUACAUGUUGGAAACCAAUACACUCUUCAAUGAGUCUUUCCUGAGCGAUGAAUCAAGACAACAGGAACCAUAUUACAAGGACAUUUUCAGGUCUCUUGGUUAGGAAUUGUCUUCUUUUUUUUUGUUGGAUACAUUACAGGACGAAUACAGGCAAUUAGUUUGCAUGUUUAACCAAGUUAUUUUUUCCCUCUCUCUCUCGACCACCCACAGAUGACAGUGUAUUGUCCUGUUGAUGUGUGUGUGAAGGAGUUAGGCUGUUGCUGUCAACACCCAAUGCUUCCUUAAUGUCAACACUUUUACCUUGGCAAAGGUGAUAUUGGUAUCUAGUUCGCUGGAUGGUUUUGUACAUAUUACAGGAAUCUUUUUGGGGGUUUUUUUCCGAUUUUUUUAAAAAUUAUUAUUUCUCAUCAUUUCUCAUAGAAGAUGAUUAUUUCCGUUUUGUUGAGUUCCUCAUCAACAUCUUUAAUGGAGAGGAUGUUGUGGCGCGGAGGGACCAAGAACUUGACUGUUUUAUUUUUACAUUAAACAAAGGGAAAAAUACGAAUGCGGCACGCACGAGUCACGACUUUUGUUUUUCCUUUUGGAAUCACAUUUUAUCCCUCCCCUCAUCACAGAGAUCAAAUUCAAAUGGCCCAUUAAUACCCAGGAGAGAAGUUUAUGCAGACAGUUCCAUGCCCUGUUCUGUCCAUUUAAGCAUUUUGCAUUGAUUUCUCUUACCUUGCUGUAAUGAUGGGCGGUCUUUGCCUUGCCUUGACCCAGCAGGAAAGGUUGAGAAAGCAUGAAAAGACAGAAGUAGCCAGCCAGUGAAGGGAUUAGGCCCCGAGAACAACAGCCCGAUGGGAAACUUGAGGCCAAUGCUACUAAUAACCAAGCCUCAGUCAAUUGAUGUUAACCCUUUAACUGUUAAGGUGAGGCUAUUUGGUUCUUGCUGCUUCAUUGGAAAACAAUCCAAAAAAUAUUGCAUUUGCUUCAAAAGUAAUAUUUAGACCAACCCCUAUCUCUAAAAUGACAUUUGGUCCAGGUUCAGAGCACCUACCAUAUGACGUCCUCAGGCCACCUUUAUUGUGUGGGUUGAAAAAAAAAAUAAAGCUCAUGGUUUUUUGAUUUCCACUUGAAGUUGCUAAUGGGUACUCUGGCUUCUGUGAGCGGUCUGUACACGGGCUUGUGUAAUUUGUGGUAUCUCUAGGCUCAGCAGCAAGCAAGUCAGGUGCAGCUUUACAGUUUGCUGUUGCAUGUAACUGUAUUAGUGUUAGCUAAGCAAGGUAUUAAGCAUCUGUCACCCCAUGUCAGUACACUGGUCUGUCACGUGGAGAGGGUGGAUAUUGUUUUUAGGUUUGUUUUGUUUGUUUUUUAUCGCCGUGUCAUGAAUGGUUCUGUUAUUUUUGUGAAUUAGUGGUCUCUUGGAAAGAAGAGUUCUGCUCCAAACUUGCACAUGUCCAUUUUAGUUGCUAGGGUGGGGAUCAUUACAAGGCAAAUCAUUCAAUAUUUCUGAAAUAAAAAGAUA
Molecule: messenger RNA, 2436 nt
Organism: Lampris incognitus (smalleye Pacific opah)
Lineage: Eukaryota; Metazoa; Chordata; Actinopteri; Lampriformes; Lampridae
Gene: leprotl1
Product: leptin receptor overlapping transcript like 1
Exons: 4
Coding region: 56-451 (131 amino acids)
Biological process (GO): late endosome to vacuole transport via multivesicular body sorting pathway; negative regulation of growth hormone receptor signaling pathway
Cellular component (GO): endosome
Source: RefSeq, a predicted model, not a curated record